UUUGACGAUUAUUAAUCUAAGAAACACAAAAUCAUUUUGUAAAGAGGCUGAGGUACAGAGGCAGAACGAAAUCUUGACAUUUCCGAUACAGAUAAAGAAAGAAGUUGUUGUUCGCCUGUGAUGUUUUGAAUGAUAAAUGGAGAUGCUCAAGGCGCAGCCACUGAAAGAGUGGUCGUACAGAGAGCCGGUGCCUAUGUACGCGGGCGAUUCCGACGAGGUCAGUGGAGGCAGCAUUGAAGCCGCCAUGGACACUGUGGAAGAUUUUCAGGAAAGUUCGAGGAGGAGCCAAGGGAAUGGGAGUCUGGUCCAGCCCACUCGGACCAGUGAGGUUACUCUCGCGUUCGAGGGCGAAGUCUAUGUGUUUCCUGCUGUGACGCCCCAAAAGGUGCAAGCAGUGCUGUUACUGCUGGGAGGGCCUGAUAUACCUGUUAAAGAGCCUAGUUCUGAGUUUCUGCUACAACAAAGAGACAUGGGUAUAGCUGGUAUCUCGGAAGAAUCAAAACUUUCACGAAGAGUUGCUUCCCUGGUUAGGUUCCGUGAAAAGCGAAAAGAAAGAUGUUUUGAAAAGAAAAUUCGAUACACUUGUCGGAGAGAAGUUGCUCAAAGGAUGCAGCGGAAAAAUGGACAGUUCGCAUCAUUGAAGGAGCCUUAUGACGUGGAGUCUGCAAACUUUGAACAAAGCAAUGGCACUAACCCUGAAUCAGCCAUGCGAAGUUGUCAGCAUUGUGGGAUCAGUGAGAAAGCCACUCCAGCUAUGCGUCGGGGGCCAGCUGGUCCAAGGUCGCUCUGCAAUGCUUGUGGCCUAAUGUGGGCGAACAAAGGAACUUUGAGAGAUCUUACAAAAGGUGGGAGAAAUGCUUCUUUUGAUCAAAAUGAGCCGGUAACUCCAGCUGAUAUUAAGCCUUCAACCAUGGAGACAGAAAAUAUAUAUGCCAACCAUGAUGGGCAGGGAAGUCCAGAAGACAUGAAGCCUGAACCUUUGGGUUCUGGGAUUCCUGGAAGCCAAAAUGAACAGGACUUAUUAGACAUUGAUGAUGCUAUCACUGAUCCACUUUCCAUCCAAGUAGAAAAUUCAUCAGUCAAUCUUGAUGAUGAGAUUUUACAGGAAACUCUGGAUGAGCUUGCCAAUGCUUCAGGUUCAGGAUUUGAGAUCCCCGUGCAUUUUGAUGAGCAUGUAGUGGAUUUUUGACGGCUUUGGUAUGAGGGGAGAGCAUGCGCUUCAGCUGGUUUUAAAAGCUGUUAUCUUUAGAUUCCCCUGCAAAGAAGUUCCUGAAUCCUGAAGACAAAUAUUCAGGCCAGCGUCGAUGACUCCAACGUUGGGCAAGAUUUGUCUGGUGACCUGAUAUCAUGUCAUCAUCCAGUUGUGAAGUAAAAGAUGAAUUUACUAACAUUAGAUAUCAAGAGAUGCUUCAUGUUUUUAGUCACAGAAUAUACUUGUGCCUGCAUGGAUAUUGCCUUCUACCUAGUUCAGUUUAUAGAAUGUGUAUAAUCUCAUCACCCUUUAUUUAAGCAAUGUGUUAGCUUCUGUUUGCACUGGAAAGUAAGAGUGGAUAAAAAGGUUUAGUGCUUGGUAUUUAUAGACAAUGGUUGCUAGA
Messenger RNA from Tripterygium wilfordii, 1595 nucleotides. Its product is annotated as GATA transcription factor 19-like. Gene Ontology annotation, biological process: regulation of DNA-templated transcription. Gene Ontology annotation, molecular function: sequence-specific DNA binding; protein binding; zinc ion binding. Lineage: Eukaryota; Viridiplantae; Streptophyta; Magnoliopsida; Celastrales; Celastraceae. The record is from RefSeq and is a predicted model, not a curated record. Bases 137 to 1189 code for a protein of 350 amino acids. The transcript is spliced from 10 exons.